This is a messenger RNA of Hibiscus syriacus, 731 nucleotides long. Its product is annotated as 30S ribosomal protein S21, chloroplastic-like. Gene Ontology annotation, biological process: translation. Gene Ontology annotation, molecular function: structural constituent of ribosome. The record is from RefSeq and is a predicted model, not a curated record. Gene Ontology annotation, cellular component: ribosome. The transcript has 2 exons. Bases 48 to 587 code for a protein of 179 amino acids. Lineage: Eukaryota; Viridiplantae; Streptophyta; Magnoliopsida; Malvales; Malvaceae.
UCCCUUAUCCACAAACUGGAAAAAGAAGUCAAAACCAAUCCGUAACAAUGGCCACUUGGCUCUCUCUUUCAAACUUCAUCUCCUUCCUUUCGCCUUCCAUUCCUCUACCACCACCACCACCACCGUCGCCACCACCACAAACUCUGAACAACCUUUCACUCUCAUCCCAUAAACCCAAAAACACUCAGCUUUCACUGUCAGCUCAAGAGGAUCAUCAAUCUCCUUCAGCAUCCACUGAACUCCCUUCUGUUAUAUGCCCUUCUCUUGCAUAUGCAAACACCCUUUUCUUCAAAUCAGGAUAUAAUGUUCAGGUCAUCGUGGAUGAAAACGAGCCCGAAGAAAGGUUGCUCAACAGGUUCAGAAGAGAGGUGAUGAGAGCUGGUGUGAUUCAAGAGUGCAAGAGAAGACAGUACCAUGAGAACAAGCAAGAUGAGAAGAAACGUAAAUCACGCGAGGCUGCUAAACGUAACCGUAGAAGACGUCCACAAGCAAGAUACUCGCAACAGAGCAAGCAGGAGGAAUCUGCGAAGAAGAAGGAUGAGGAUGAUGAUGAUAACUGGGACAUGCCUGAUGGAGACCUUCCUUGAUGAACCCAUUUUGCCAAAUCUUUUUAUCUUUGAUUCUAUGGGGAUUUUCCCUCUUGUAAUUUGCAUUCGGAUGGACCCUGCCACUUGAAUCGCUAUGUCAAUAUACGAGUAAAUGAAAUAAAAUGUUCAUCCCUAUGGUGUAAA